This is a messenger RNA of Physcomitrium patens, 3074 nucleotides long. RefSeq lists its product as uncharacterized. The record is from RefSeq and is a predicted model, not a curated record. Gene Ontology annotation, molecular function: protein binding. Lineage: Eukaryota; Viridiplantae; Streptophyta; Bryopsida; Funariales; Funariaceae.
GGCCAGCCCUUCCUUCAUUGCUUCCUUCCCCUUCCCCGCAUUCACCCUUCCCACCAUCGCCGAAGUCUAGAAGGCGUCUUCAACCUUGGCAGUCUUGAGAGCCAAGUACUUUCCCCUAUCAUAGGUUGAAAUCUGGCAGACGGAAUCACUUAUCAAUGGUUGCGGAGAGAAACAGAGUAGACAUGAAAUGAGGGAAUAAGUUAUUCUGACUCAUUAUGGACGCGCUGUUCAAAACGCGCUUUAUCCCGGGGACCUGUUUCUGUUUGUCUUUGGGGGGUGUAUUGAUCAAGCCGCAAGGAUGACAUAGGAUAGCGUAGUGUGAAUCUCGAGGAUGAAGGUGGGUGGUAAGAGGCGCGGAUUGCGGAAUGCAAGUCUCAAGCCUUUGGAAGAGCCCCCUGCUGCUGAUUUUUGUGGCACUGUCAAGUUUUGAGCGUAUGGGGUGUGUUUGCGCUGGAGCGGAAGCAUUUCUGAAAUUUAGAGUGUGGUUUUUGAUGUUAGGGAUUUUUGUCGGAGAAGGAAGGGGAUACGGCGCCGGAGUGUGGCAUGUGCGAUGCGGGUUGGUGAAUAGGGGUUGAGGGUAUACGAAGUGGAAUCUGGGAAGUGUGUGCACAUUGUGCAAGAAUGGUGCCUUGUUGUUGGGGUGAGUGAAUUGUCGGGGGAUGGGGUGAGGAUUUGGCCUGGGCAUGUGAAUUGUGGUUUCGAGUGGUGCUGCUAUGGUGAUGGAUCGGACUCAGGAGCAUAGUGCAAGCACGAGUAGAAAUAGCAGUUGCGAACACAUCCUCUCGCAAAUCUUAGGUGAAAUUGAUGCAAUCACGAUCGUGUUGGACGCGGUCGUAGACGUGCCUAAGGAGCGGCAGGCUUUGAAAGCCCAUUUGUUGGAGUUCAGGGACCAGACUAGCUUGUUUCAAAGGAACUCGAGGAGGCACCAUGCUGGAAGCGACUCGCUCCCUUCUAGCCUUGAAAUUAGCAUCUCCAGCCUACAGCGGAAUGUGGACUUGGUUGCUCGCUCCCUGGGGAUCGACCCAGUGUGGAAUUCCUCCGGUGGGAAGAGUCGGGAGUCCGAAGAGGGUGAUGAAUCUACUUCUAAUCGAAGCGUUUCCGGUUCCCACAACUGGUCGCAUUUCAAGCACAGAGUUAAGAAGCUGUUUCGCGUUCCAGUCGGUUGCAAAAGUGUCCGUGCAUUCUCUCUCAGGUCGAAGGGUGUCAUGAAGUUUUUGGUGAAGGACUAUGCGGGUGCGCUUGCCGAACUCAACAAAGCGGAUUCUCUGGAUCCUAACAACAUCUUUAUUCUUCAGUUGCGUGGAGAUGUGAAGUGCUGGAUGAACGAUUACGAAGGUGCACUAGAGGAUCUUACUCGUGCAGACCAUUUGAGACCCAACGACCCUUUCACCUUGAAGGCUUUGGGUAUUGCUAAAUCGAGUCUUCGAGAUUUUCGUGGUGCAUUGCAAGCUCUGAAUGCUGCAAAUCGAUUACAGCCCAACGAUAUGUGGACUUUGAGACUUCGAGGGAGAGUGAAGCGCACCCUUCGUGACUAUACUGGGGCCUUGAAGGACCUAGACGCUGCAGACCGAAUCGAACCUAACGAUCUUGAAGUGCUUCGUGGUCGAGGCAUUGUGAAGUUUAAUCUUCGUGAUUACGAAGGGGCACUUAUCGAUCUUGACAAGGCUCAUCGAAUGGAACCCACAAGUAGCUAUAUCCUCAGGUAUCGAGCAGAUACUAAGUUACGUGCUGGUAAAUUAGACCAAGCACUCCUAGAUGUGAAGAAAGCUAUGGAACUGGAUUCAGCAUGUGCUCACUUGUAUAGGAUUAGAGGUGAAGUGAAGCUCCGUAAAAAGGAUAUCUCAGCUGCUCAUGCAGAUUUGAAUAAAGCUCUAGAAAUGCAGUCUAAUAACGCCAUUGCUUUGAGAGCUCGUGGUGAGCUGUUGUACGAGUUGGGGGAAUACGAAGACGCUUUGAAAAAUCUGCAAUCUGCAGAUCGUGCUGGGCGCAAAGAUGGGGAUACUCUCAUAGUUUUGGCGAAAAUCAAAUAUGCGCUAAAUGAUUUCAGGGGAGCCCUUUCAGAUUUGAACAAAGCUGAUAAACUUGAUCCAAACAACCAUAUCUUACUUAGAUCUCGAGGCAACGUGAAAAGGAAGCUGGGCAACUAUAGAGAUGCAUUGAGUGAUCUUAACAGGGCUAAUGAACUCAACCCGCAAAGCAGUUGGAUCCUUGGAGUGAGAGGUGACGUGAAGCGAAAACUCGGUGAUCUUCGUGGUGCCCUAGCGGAUUUGGACAGUGCUGAUGAGCUUGAACCCAACAACGAUUUUACUUUGAGAGCGCGUGCAAAGGUGAAAAGGUUACUUGGGGACGAGAGAGGUGCUCUGAAUGAUCAGCUACUGGCGGAGUUGCUUGGGACUAAUUCUAACAUUGAUGAAAUUGAUAUAAAAUCUUCUAGGAGGAACAUAUCUCGGAGAGCGCAUGAAACCCUUUCUCAACAGAACCAACAAAGCACCCGAAAUUCAAUUAGAGAGAUCCCAUCUGAGUUCGGCUCGAACUCAAACACAAAGUCUUCUGUCAGAUCUUUGACAUCCGGGUUCGACUCGAACUCAGGUACGAGGUUUUCAAUCGGAACUCUGCCAUUCGAGUUCGACAUGUACACAGACACGAGAUCUUCAAUCGGAACUCUGCCAUUCGAGUUCGACUCCAACACCGACACGAGGUCUUCAAUCAGAACCCUGCCAUCUGACUUCGACGAAGGCAGUGAUGUUUAGAGUGUGGUUGUUGCAGAUGUUUCCCGUUCAACAUGGUCCACCAUGUUCAGCAGAUUGAGUUGUACAUAACGGUUUAUUUUUAUUCAUCAAAGAAACUUUGUGCAUGAGUCUCUCGAUGUAAAGUAUAUCUUAUGGGGGGGGGGGGGGGGGGGCUACAAUUUAAAUCAAAGGUUGUAGUGUAGCCAUUCGGCCUCCUAGUCUCAAAGGUGAAGGUAAUGCUGAUGCAUCAGAAAGGUGAGAUGAAAGUUUUGGAGCUUUUUUCAAAGAAGCUUGUAAGGAUCAUCCAUUGUGGCAUGCACUUGUAAAAUUGUUCUUGAAUCCAAA